UUCUCACGAGCCAAUCAGCGGUGCGGCGUUACAGUUUUACCGAACAAAAAUCAAAUCAAAUCAAAUCAACGCAGAAAACCGAAUAUAAUAAAGGCGGAGAGGAGAGCGGGAGACGUUUUGAUUUUCCUACCACCACCCAAACCUUCUCCGUUCCCAUCACGUCCACCGGUUCUUGAUUCUACGGCGGCGCCGGCGCCGGCCAUGCCAGUACUAAGUGCGUACGGAUUACCCAUUUCCCCUCGAUUCUUGAACAGCCCCCACCACUGAAACCUUUCCAAUUGGGUCGGGAUUUCACUGUUUCAGCUUCUUUCUGGCCAUCAGCUUCUCUGCAAUUCAUUUCUGGUCGGUUUUGACGCGGAUGUUUUCUGGGUUUUAGGUGAUUAGUCUAUUUUGUUGCCUUUUGGGUUUUCCCCCAUGAACUCUUCUCCCUCUGCUGUUGCGUUUUGCCGAGGUUUCAGACGGGUUUUGGUUCUUCUCUUACUGUCAUCUUUAUUUCUGUGAAACAUGGGAUAUGUUUCUCGGUUGAAGGUCGCUGUUUACUGGUAUUUGCAAGCUCUGUUAGGCUUCUUCUCUGCAUUCCUUUCCAGGCUGGGAAAGGGCCGUGUUGAUUCUUUGGAGAAAAGUUUGGAUUUUUCUGAAACUUCUGGGGAGUUUACUUGCGGUGAAACAGAGACGAUGAACAUGUCUGAGGAACUGAAUUCUGCCGUUCGGUCUGAGGAUUCAGAGGUCGAGUCUGAGAAGAACAGUGGCGGUUUCACUUUUAGAUUCCCGACAUACGAGGAAUUCAUUAAUGGAAAGAGAGGAAUUGGAAUUGAUGAUUCUGAAGCAAACGUUAAACAACUCGAUCUUUCUUCUAAGGAUGUGUGCUUAGAAGUUGCAUUGAACAAGGAUUUGAAGCAAUCUGAUUGCGAAGGAGAAGGUGUUUCUAAUGAAGAGAAUGGGGAUUCUGACAUUCAUGUGUGCAGCAAAGAGGAAACUGGGGUAAUAAACUUCGGAGAAAUUAAGGAUAUGAAGCAAUCUCAUUCUAAAGGAGAGGAUGUUUCUGAGAAAGAAAAUGAGAUUUCUGACAUUCAUGUAUGCAGCAAAGAGGAAACUGAUGUGACAAACUUCGGAGAAAUUAAGGAUUUGAAGCAAUCUGAUUAUGAAGGAGAAGAUGUUUCUAAUGAAGAAAAUGAGAAUUCUGACAUUCAUGUAUGCAGCAAAGUGGAAACUGAGGUGACAAACUUCGGAGAAAUUAAGGAUUUGAAGCAAUCUGAUUACGAAGGAGAAGAUGUUUCUAAUGAAGAAAAUGAGAAUUCUGACAUUCAUGUAUGCAGCAAAGAGGAAACUGAGGUGACAAACUUCGGAGAAAUUAAGGAUUUGAAACAAUCUGAUUAUGAAGCAGAAGAUGUUUCUAAUGAAGAAAAUGAGAAGUCUGACAGUGAUGUGUGCAGAAAAGAGGAAACCGAGGUUGCAAAAUUGGGAGAAGAGAAGAGAGAGUUUGGUAAAGCAGAGAGUGAUUCUCAAUGUGAUCUUGAUUUUACUGACAAGGCUUCGUUUCAAUCUGAGAAAGAUUCAUCGGUUACUGAUUCUGAUUCUUCGUCGCUUACUUUUGAGCAUAUGCAAUCUCUCAUGGGUCGUCGCUUAGUUGAUUCACACAGUGAAGGUUUCUUGUCUGAUGAGGAUUUCGGGGGAGAAGAAUUCAAGCUCAAUGACUUGAACAAUAUGGAUACCGACGAAAAUCAAGAAUUUGGUACUUCUGAUCAAGAUAAUAGUGUUGUAAUGGAUGAACAUCUUGAAGAAUUCAAGCAAGAUGGUAAUGAUAGUUAUAGCCUUGAAACUAUAGAAUCUGAGUUUUUAUCAGAGAACGAUUUUCAUGAAGGUGCAGGGAGCUUCGAGGAUUGGGGAUUAGAUGAUGAUUCUGUGACGGGAGAGGUCCUUGAAGAAUUCAAGCAAGAUGGCAACGAUAUCCUCGAAACUUUGGAACCCGAGUUUCUAUCAGAGAACGAUUUUCGUGAAGAUUGGGAACUAGAUGAUGAGUUCUUCACCAACAAUUUAUCAGAAUCUGGGAAUCUUGUGUCGGAAAACGAGUCAGAUUUCGAUUAUGGGGAUGCAAACAAGAUGGAAUCUUUGUGGGAACAUCAAGAUUUGCUCGAACAGAUAAAGAUGGAGCUCAGAAAGGUCAAGGCCAAAGGGCUACCCACAAUCUUUGAAGAGUCUGAGUCUCCCAAAAUGGAUGACUUAAAGCCUUGGAAAAUCGAUGAACGGUUCCAACGCGAAGACUGCAUAGGUGAGCUAAUGAAGUUCAACAAGAGCUACCGAGAAAGGAUGCGUAAACUCGAUAUCUUGACAUACCAAAAGCUCUAUGCAAUAGGUUUUCUGCAGAAAGAUCCUCUAAAAGAUCCAUUUCAAUUGCUCUCAACCCAGAAAUCUUCGGGUCCAGCUCUCAAAUUUUGGCCAUUCAAACAUAAAAGCGGUGAGAUUGAUCCAGUGGCAAAGUUUGUCAAGGAAAUACAGUGUGAACUGGAAGUGGUAUACGUUGGACAGAUGUGCCUUUCUUGGGAAUUCCUACAUUGGCAAUACGGGAAGGCCUUAGACCUGUGGGAUUCUGACCCGCGAGGGAUCCAUCGAUAUAACGAAGUUGCUGGAGAGUUUCAGCAGUUUCAGGUGCUCCUGCAAAGAUUCAUAGAAGACGAGUCUUUCCAAGGGCCAAGAGUGCGAUACUAUAUCAAGAGCAGAUAUGACUUCCGUAAUCUUCUCCAAGUUCCUGUUAUAAGAGAGGAUAACCUGAAGGACAGGAAGAAGGCGAUGAAAUUUGAGAAGGGUGACUUUGCCAUUACAAGCGAUAUUCUCGUGGAGAUCCUGGAGGAAUGUAUAAGAAUCUUUUGGCGGUUUGUUAAAGCUGAUAACGACUCCACCGUGCCGGUGAAAGGAGUGCACCCCGAGAUUGAAAAUGCAGAUGAUCUUGAGCUGUUAAUGGAGGUCAGAAGAAGUCUGCAAAAGAAGGAGAGGAAGCUCAGGGACACAUUGAGGAGCGAAAACUGCGUGUUGAGGAGAUUCAGAAGGUGCAGAGAUGACGACGAUGAUGAUUCAGAUCAUGUUCUUCAUUUCUUCUCACAAGUAGACAUGAAAUUAGUUUCUAGGGUUCUUAACAUGUCUAGGCUAACAACAGAGCAAUUGGUUUGGUGCCAUAACAAGCUGAGCAGGAUUCGUUUUGUAAAUAGAAGGAUUCAUGUAGACCCCUCAUUUUUGCUCUUCCCAUGUUAACAGUCUUCUCUUUAGCACA
This is a messenger RNA of Ipomoea nil (Japanese morning glory), 3265 nucleotides long. Its product is annotated as protein PFC0760c-like. The coding region runs from base 505 to 3246 and encodes 913 amino acids. The transcript has 5 exons. Lineage: Eukaryota; Viridiplantae; Streptophyta; Magnoliopsida; Solanales; Convolvulaceae. The record is from RefSeq and is a predicted model, not a curated record.